This is a messenger RNA of Diabrotica virgifera virgifera (western corn rootworm), 2942 nucleotides long. RefSeq names its product zinc finger protein 431-like. Gene Ontology annotation, biological process: regulation of transcription by RNA polymerase II. The coding region runs from base 1 to 2286 and encodes 761 amino acids. Gene Ontology annotation, molecular function: DNA-binding transcription factor activity; RNA polymerase II cis-regulatory region sequence-specific DNA binding. The transcript has 2 exons. The record is from RefSeq and is a predicted model, not a curated record. NCBI's taxonomy places the organism in Eukaryota, Metazoa, Arthropoda, Insecta, Coleoptera, Chrysomelidae.
AUGAAAAAUAGAAUCUUACAAAUUUCAGAUCAGUCGUUCCAUAAUAAAAACUUAAAACUCAUCCGUCAGCUCUUCCUAGACAACUCAUACCCAAACACACUAAUCACUAAACUGCUAUUUAACACAACUAAUGAUACAUUACCCGAAACACAAACCAACCCUGCUCACAUACCACAAAACAUUAAUCCCACAAUAGACACAACCGACGCUAUAUUAACCCCACGUAAAUACUUUAAAUUACCAUUCAUACAAGACUUAACACCGAAACUUACACGAAUUUUUAAAUCAGUCGACGAGAAUAUAAAAAUAGCCAAUUACACAGUUCUAACAAUCGGUUCCAUUUUCACUAAGAUCAAAGACAAAACACCUACAGACCAGUUGUCGAAUAUCGUCUAUUGUAUUCCUUGUGCAAGUUGCAACAAACAAUACAUUGGACAAACAAAUAGACAUCUUAAAGGCCGUAUUGCAUCACAUAAAAGUGACAGUAGACUAUACCCUGAUAGAUGCUCCCUUGCAAAACACGUACAUGACGAACAACAUAUAAUCAACUAUAAUGAAACAAAGAUCCUUGCAAUGGAAAAUAACCUCAACAAAAGACUCUUCCUUGAGAUGGCAUUUAUCACCCAAACUGAUUACUUGAUAAAUAAGAAAUCAGAUGUCGAGCAUCUGAGCCCUCUCGGAGAGGAGAAGAACACAUUGGAAAUUACGGAAACAAUAGCUUUACAUACAUGUAACGAAGAAGGUGCGAGUCGACCUGAUGAAGAAAUAAAAUGUGAAAUUUGUUUUAAGCAAUUUAGUCUUAAUGGACAUUUGAAAGAACAUUUGAAAGUGCACACUGGUGAAAAACCUUACAAGUGUGAAAUUUGUUUUAAGCAGUUUAGUCAAAAUGAACAAUUAAAAACGCAUUUAAGAGUACACACUGGAGAGAAGCCUUACAAGUGUGAAAUUUGUUCUAAGCAAUUUACUCAAGAAGGAAAUUUGAAAAGACAUUUAAGGAUACACACUGGAGAAAAGCCUUACAAGUGUGAUAUUUGUUUAAAACAGUUUUCUCAUAAGAAUUCUUUGGAUAUACAUAAAACAGGUCACACUGGUAAAAAACCUUUCAAAUGUGAAAUUUGUUUUAAGAAAUUUAGUCUUAAUGGACAUUUGAAAGAACAUUUGAAAGUGCACACUGGUGAAAAACUUUAUAAGUGUGAAAUUUGUUAUAAGCAAUUUACUCAAGAAGGGAAUUUGAAACGACAUUUAAGGAUACACACUGGUGAAAAACGUUAUAAGUGUGAAAUUUGUUAUAAGCAGUUUAGUCAAUAUGGAAAUUUGAAAAGGCAUUUGAGAGUGCACACUGCUGAAAAACCUCACGAGUGUGAAAUUUGUUCUAAGCAAUUUACUCAAGAAGGAAGUUUGAAAGGACAUUUAAGGAUACACACUGGAGAAAAGCCUUACAAGUGUGAUAUUUGUUUAAAACAGUUUUCUCAUAAGAAUUCUUUGGAUAUACAUAAAACAGGUCACACUGGUAAGAAACCUUUUAAAUGUGAAAUUUGUUUUAAGAAAUUUAGUCUUAAUGGACAUUUGAAAAAACAUUUGAAAGUGCACACUGGUGAAAAAUGUUGUAAGUGUGAAAUUUGUUCUAAGCAGUUUCCAUCAGCAAGUCGCUUGAAACAGCAUUUGAGAGUGCACACUGGAGAAAAACCUUACAAGUGUGAAAUAUGUUUUAAGCAGGUUACUAAACCAAAUAUGAAAAGACAUUUGAGAGUACACACUGGAGAAAAGCCUCAUCAAUGUGAAAUUUGUUCUAAGCAAUUUACUCAAGCAAAGAGUUUGAAAGGACAUUUAAGGAUACACACUGGAGAAAAACCUUAUAAGUGUGAAAUUUGUUUUAAUCAAUUUAGCCUAGAACAAAAUUUAAAAAUGCAUUACAAGAUGCAUACUGGAGAGAAACCCCACUCAUGUGAAAUUUGUCUUAAGAAAUUUAUGCGAGCAAGUGAUUUGAAAAUACAUUUGAGAGGGCACACUGGUGAAAAACGUUACAAGUGUGAAAUUUGUUCUAAGCAGUUUAGUAAAACAAGGAAUUUGAAAGUUCAUUUGAGAGUACACACUGGAGAGAAACCUUACAAGUGUGAAAUUUGUUUUAAGCAAUUUAGUCAAAAUGUAAAUUUGAAAGAGCAUUUGAGAGUGCACACUGGUGAACAACCUCACAAGUGUGAAAUUUGUUCUAAGCAAUUUAGUAACAAGGCACAUUUGAAAAGGCAUUUUUUAGUACACACUGGAGAAAAAGCCUUACAAGUGUGAAAUUUGAGAGUGUAUACUGGGGAGAAACCUUACAAGUGUGAGAUUUGUUUCAAGCAAUAUAGUCGAGCAAUUGGUUUGAAAUUACAUUUGAGAGUGCACGCGAAAGAGAGAUCGUAAGUGGGAAAUUUAUUUUAAACCUUCCGUCGCCACUUUCAUUAAAAAACAAACUUACCAUCUAUAAAACAAUACUCAAACCAGUGUGGCCAUACGGAAUCGAGCUGUGGGGCUGUAGCAAACCAUCCAACACCAAAAUACUACAGACAUUCCAGUCAAAAACUAUUCGUAUGUUAGCUAAAGCCCCAUGGUACGUGUCAAACCAAACCCUUCAUGCAGACCUCAACAUUCCCUUAAUCAAUGAUGUGAUUGCUGACCACUCCAGAAGAUACAUGAAUCGCAGCGCUGAUCAUCCAAACCAUCUCAUAGACGAACUAUUCAACCCUCCACUAAUUGACAGACGCCUAAAAGACUUUGGCCAGAAGACCGACGUUUGUCUCACCGCAGCAAAAUCUCAAAGGAACCGUGACGUCACAUAGACACUGACAACUGAAAACAAAAUACUAAAAGAACUGUGACGUCACUUCUAAAGUGACAUAACAUAAAGUGACAACUGACAAAUACGUCAUACUUAUAACUUUAUAAAAAUAUACAAAAAUAAU